Molecule: messenger RNA, 1283 nt
Organism: Gallus gallus (chicken)
Lineage: Eukaryota; Metazoa; Chordata; Aves; Galliformes; Phasianidae
Product: trichohyalin-like
Exons: 5
Coding region: 195-875 (226 amino acids)
Source: RefSeq, a predicted model, not a curated record
AGAGCUGCCGGCAGCACCUCGGUGCCAACGCUGCUCCUCUCCCUUCACACAGGCUCAUGCGGCCGUGGAGAAGCGCGAGACUGAGGCCAGGGAAUCCUUGAUGAAGGUGAGCAGAUGUCCCCUCGUGUAGGUCUGCAUCUCCAGCCCUGUGGGCACUGGUUACCCCGACGGAGGGGGCAGGAGGGGAUGGCGGCAUGGAGCUGCCGUCAGACGGAGCUCCGUGGGAGUGCUGCUGCCCUGAUGGCUGCUCCUCUUCUUCUUUCCCACAGGAUGCCCAGAAAUUACGGGCAGAAAGAACAGCUGCCAGGAAAGAGAAGCUGAAGCAGGAGAAGCAGCUCGUUGCCCAGCUGGAACAGCAGCUGCAGGCUGAGACAGAGGAGAUGGAGGUAGCGUGGAGGGGCGAGGGGAUGGGGGCUGCCCGCCCCCGCGUGGGGACCUGGAGGACGUCUGCAGCAGGCACGGGCACUCACGCUUUUGUCUGCCAGGUGCUGCGCCAGGAAAAACAGCACCUGCAAGAGGAGCGGGAGGAGCUGGAGCUGGAGGGUGCCUGGCAGCAGCAUCAGCUGGAGCUGGAGGCAGCCCACGUGCCUGGGGCUGUGCUGCCGGAGCUGGUGGAGGCAGAGCUGGAGAAGAAGGAGCGGGCGAGGAGACGUGGGCUCGCCUUCUGGAUGAAGACAAUCUGCCUCAUCUUCGUCAGCCUCCUGCUGCUGCUCGUUGCCGUGCUGGGCUCUGCAGUGCUGUACGCCCAGCACUAUGACCAGGAGCUGUUGUAUCGGCUCCUGCUGCGAGUGCUGCCCCAGGCAAUGUACGCUUCCCCGGCGUACUUUGCGAGCAGGAGCCUGCGUGUGGUCUGUGAUGGGCUGCUGCCCAUCUGACCGCCCCUCUCAGUCCCCCCUCCCAGCUCGGGGCUGCGCAGUGGUGGGGCGCGGGGAGAGAGCUCUGUCCCCACGGAAGGGGCCUCUCCUGUGCUCCUGCCCCCAGGGGCGCAGAGGCACAGCUGUGGGGCAGUGCCGGCAGGCGGCUGAGUGCCACCACUUUGGACUUACAAAUAAGUUGUACUGUCGUCGUGAGUCGUCAGCUGAACACCACCACCUCCGACGACCCAUCAGGCUGAAGAUCUGCACCUGACACCAGGACGUGGCUUCUUGGAUUCUUUGAGUCUUCGUAGCAGCCAUUUCCUACAGCUGGUUACCUCGAAGGCUUAUGAAUUGUAAUUAGCCCAUUAGGCAAUGUUACCUCCAAUGGGCUGUUGUCAGUUGUUAAGAACGCUCUCAAUAAAUGGA